Molecule: messenger RNA, 3054 nt
Organism: Trypanosoma brucei brucei TREU927
Lineage: Eukaryota; Euglenozoa; Kinetoplastea; Trypanosomatida; Trypanosomatidae
Exons: 1
Coding region: 1-3054 (1017 amino acids)
Biological process (GO): nucleobase-containing compound metabolic process
Cellular component (GO): cytoplasm
Molecular function (GO): ATP binding; AMP kinase activity
Source: RefSeq, a predicted model, not a curated record
AUGAGCGUAGAAGAAGUGUCAUGUCUUUCGGAGGACUUCGCUAGCCGCACAACAACCAGCGUUCUCAUCCUCUACGCUGACACGUACUUUGGUCGGAGGAUGUUUCAGCAGUUUUACGGCCGCAAGAGUAAGACGGGUACGUGCUACAGGAUUAAUGCGUGCAUGUGGAGUGAGAGCAGCGUGGAAAACUUUAUUGAUUACUGUGACACGCUACCGUUCCAAAUGGGUCACAGUUUCCGGUCCCGUCAGUCACUGCCAACCGUAAUCGACCUCGGAACCCAGGCCGAAAAAGCCAAUCUUGGUUCCACUAUCGACGGUGGCGCCACACAGGGCCCAGAUAAUGCGGACGGGACGAGCCAUCAGCUCAAUGUCUUCUGGCGCCGAAAUGGACCCAAGUUGCACCAGGCCGUGCUGGCAUCAGACCUGAUAGUAGUUGAGUUGCGCAGUGCACAGGAUGUAUUUGACAUUGUGCACCUUCUCACAACAAAGAUUUUGCGAAAAACAAAGCGCCUUAUUCUCGUCUCGUCACUACUAACGUGGUACGCCACGCCGCCCCUACAGAGGGAGUCGGUGGAGGAAGUGAACGGCGAAACAGACUCUGUUGAGAAUGAAGAGGAGGGAGAACACCAUGAGGAGGAACAGGAGGAGGUGCAGCAGCCCAUGAAACCAGAUGAAGUGGAGGCUUUGUUGGGACCUCUGGAGGUGGCCGAAGAUGAUUAUGAAAACUCUCCCUUGGAGGGGGAGGCAGAAGGUGAGUUGGAACUCCUAACAGAAGAUCAAUACAACCGUCGCAUCCCGCAUGCCAAGUAUUUCAACUGGCGCGAGGCGGAACGAGUUGUGGCUUCAGCGAACAGCGAUGAUCGCCAUUUGCAGACCUGCGUUGUGUUUGCGGGUCUCACAUACGGUGAGGGGGAAGAUGUGAUGGAGUCCUUCUUUCGCCAGGUGUGGAGCCGGGAGGAACAUGGAUUGCCCAUAUAUGGUAGUGGCUCGCAGAUUGUGCCAUGUGUGCAUAUUCGCGACCUCGUGACGUUUGCGCAGCGGCUUUUGGAGGCGGCUGCACCGCCAACAAGCCGCUACGUGUUCGCUACAGAUAACAGUAAUGUUUCAUGGCGGCGGAUGGUUCUCGCACUAAACCGGGCGUUCGGUGGGGAGAAAACAUUCCAUGUACCGCCUUCGGAGUACCUGCUUCACAAAAACGUAGAGCUCUUUACGAUGAACCUUCGUGUGGAGAAUUCCACGAUGAAUGAAAUGAUGGACGAAAGUGAUUGGGCGGCACGGGGCGGUUUCGUGGAUUCCAUUGAUAAGGUUGCCCAUGAGUUCAUUGAGUCACAUAACUUGCAACCGAUACGCAUCCUGAUUCUCGGGCCACCUCUGUCCGGGAAAACUGCCCUGUCCGGGGCUGUGGCGAAGCGGCACUAUCAUGUGCCUACUUUCACGAUAGAGCAAGUGCGGGAAGAGUACAAGGAGCACAUCGAGAUCCUGAAAUCUAGACUUGCAAAGUUCCGUCAGUGCCUACAUGAACGGGAAAAGACGCGUCGUGAAGAAGCGAAGAAGCGGGCAUUCUUGCGACCGCGCAAUAAGCCAGAGGUUAAGGAAGAAGAGGAAGAUGACCAAAAUGCCAUGGGUGAGACACAGCAGCAACCAACAGCGUCCCCCGACAGCGGCCGGCAGGGAAAUAUGGAAAGCACCAGGCUAGUGGAUUGUUCAACUACCGUUGCUGAGGAUGAUGUCGAUGGUAAGGCGGUUGACUUUUCGCUGAACGAGGAGGAAAUGCAAAACGUGGAGGCACUCGUCGACGAUUGGUACCAGGGCAACGAACGUGCUAUACAAAUACGUGAUACUAUUGCGUCAAUGGAGCGUGUACUCUCAAUGCGGAUAAGAGUACAGCCCCCAAGCUCAAAUGACCCGUUGGGUUCCAGUAACCCAAAGAAGCGUAAAGAGGGAACGAAGCAGAAGCGUGUAGCAAAAGUUGUAAACAAGAAGCCAGUCGCUGAAGAAGAAGAACACAAUCCUGUACAACAGGAAAGUGCUCCAUUUCAGGACAAGGCACUUGCAUGCAUGGUGCGGUGGCGGCUGUCCCGUCCGGAUUGCCGUAACCAAGGAUACGUGCUUGACGGCUUUCCAGAGACCGUGGAGCAGGCUCGCCUUGUCUUUGGCCAGACCCCACUGGAGCUUCCCGAAAACAAUGAAGACACAGUAAUUUCGUUGCCCUCCGCACCAGCCGGUAGUGGAGGGUAUGCAAGGACGGCGGUUGUGCGUCACUCGGCGUCACUCUCGGCGAAUGCUCCACCCGAGAGCACGGAGUUGUGUGACGAAGAUCGGUUGCCUGAUUUUGUCUUCGUCCUUACUGCUCCGGAUAAUUACCUCCUUGAUCGUCUGACCGCUGUUUCCAAGAUAUCAGGCGAGACGGGAAGUACUGAGGAAAAGUGUCUGAGGCGGUUCGAGGCAGCGAUGGCAAACUACCAACAACAGUACACGAACGCAGAAUACACCCUUCCAAACUUCUUCGAAACUGCCAGCACCGUCGCCAAAGUGCUUACGCCAGGAGGCCGCACCCCCACCGUGUUGGCGGUUGAUGUGAGUGGUCAGCCCCUACUGCCUCCGCCACCACCGGAGUCCGAUUUCGCCGUGCCCGAACCAGGUCAGCUGGAGAAACUUCUCUGCGCAUACGUCGGACCCUCCCACACGUUGGGGCUUUCUCCAAAGCAACUCUUCGAUGAAGAAAUACGAGCUCGUAAUUUAGAAAUGGAAGAAAGAAAGAAGGAGAUGCGUGCCAUCACCGAGCAGUACGAACGCGAGUUGCGUGAGUGCAUGAUGGAGAGCGAGCAGCGGUCCGUCGUAGAAGAUGCUCGGCGCGCCAUCGACCUCGCGGACCGGGAGGCCCUAGAAGAACGCAAAAGACCGCUGCGGAUGUAUCUUAACCAUAACAUCAUACCGUUGCUGAGCAAGGGACUAGUAGAGGUGUGUAAAAGGCGACCCGUUGACCCUGUAGACUUCCUCGCCGAGUGGCUUAUGCUCCACAACCCUCACGAUGAUUCGUGUUUUGAACUGUAA